AUGUCUCGCUCUACGUCCAGCGUUGGGGCGAUGACACCUGCCACCACAUCUGAAGCCGGACAAACUGACUACUGGCUCGAUUCCUCAAGCGAAGGCAUCAACACCCCAACCUCAUCGGAGUCAGGCGACAACACCACUACAUUCAUUGGUCUUACUCGCAAGUCCGAUCCUCACCACGACGGUAGAUACAUCAUCCUUGAUGUCUCCCGUAGCCGUGCUCUAACAUGCCACGGCGGACAUCUACGUCUUGAGGCAAUUAAUUUAAACAAUCCCCACCGACACGUGUCAGAGCAGGCGCAGUGGGAGUGUAACGAAAGGGGUGGCUUCAGAGGGUUCAAGAACAUUGCUGAGGGGACCUUUUUGGGACACGACAUUUGGUGGGACUUCUACGCGAAGGUCUACCAUCACAAGGGAUGGGAAGACUUUACUUUGCGUGGACGUGAAGGUGGCCUGUAUUUAAUUCAAUCUCUCGAGUGGUGGACACAGAGGCAGGUUUCUGCGAAGGAGGAUGGAAGCGGUUUGUUUCGACAGGAUGAUGGAGGUACUUUGUGGGAAUUUGUCAAAGUUGCGAACUGA
This is a messenger RNA of Fusarium venenatum, 576 nucleotides long. RefSeq lists its product as uncharacterized. NCBI's taxonomy places the organism in Eukaryota, Fungi, Ascomycota, Sordariomycetes, Hypocreales, Nectriaceae. The record is from RefSeq and is a predicted model, not a curated record.